Molecule: messenger RNA, 758 nt
Organism: Dissoconium aciculare CBS 342.82
Lineage: Eukaryota; Fungi; Ascomycota; Dothideomycetes; Mycosphaerellales; Dissoconiaceae
Exons: 1
Coding region: 325-486 (53 amino acids)
Source: RefSeq, a predicted model, not a curated record
CGGAUGAAGAGACGCAAAUUUAAUCGCCAGCAUGUGACUCUUAUCAGACAUUUAAGACCCAAAGCCUACAGAGUUCGCGUGUUUUCGCCAUGUAAUCUUCGCAGGAAGUAUUGAUCCAUCAAAGGCAGCUACUCGGACGUGGGUGAUGAUAGCCGUGCGCUCUAAUUCUGACCCAUUACCCUCUCUUGCAGUUCGUGCACUGGAACACGUGAAGGAUUUGCUCACGACCCCGGCAAUUCAUACUGCGUAGUCUGCGGCGUUGAAUGCCUUCAGGCUGUUACUCAUGUGGCAUUAGUUUGCGGUGCCUCCACAGCAUCGCGAUCCAUGGGUCUCCUCGCGAAGGACCGCUCUUCGUUGGGGAUUGUGGACGCGGCUCUCACCCCGACCCUAACCCUGUCAGGAUUCCUGCUGUACGUGGUUCAUCUAGUGCGGAGCUGGAAUAUGGUGAUAGCAAUGAUGAUCAUCGGUGUCUGUAACGUUGAGUAAUUCCAUUGCCUUGACCAACCUCCAAGGGCGAUCCCAACUGGUAGAUGCUACUACAAAGACAAGAGAGCCCGAUAUUCUCAUGUACAGCACACCCUGUCACUUUCUUUGCAUCGCAUCGCGGCCGCAAACAUCGGCUGACCAUGGGCUGGGCACGCGUCGGCGAUGAAGAAGAUGGUGACGAUGAUAGAUUGUGAUUGUGCACCAGCUAGCGUACGGUGUGAGUGGUGACCGGCAGAAGUAUAGACUCGCAGCAAUGUAGCCUGGCGAAGAAU